Plasmodium coatneyi is the source of this 777-nucleotide messenger RNA. Its product is annotated as 40S ribosomal protein S9. The coding region runs from base 173 to 742 and encodes 189 amino acids. Gene Ontology annotation, biological process: positive regulation of translational fidelity; translation. Gene Ontology annotation, molecular function: structural constituent of ribosome; rRNA binding. The transcript is spliced from 3 exons. The record is from RefSeq and is a predicted model, not a curated record. Gene Ontology annotation, cellular component: cytosolic small ribosomal subunit. NCBI's taxonomy places the organism in Eukaryota, Apicomplexa, Aconoidasida, Haemosporida, Plasmodiidae.
AGAAGAUAUAAUUUAAAAAAAAAAAAAAAAAACCAAUCCUUUAAAAGCAACGAAAGAGGAAUUAACAACAAAUUUGCGAAGCGGCAAAAUUGCAAAGUAACAGUUGCGAAGUGACAGUUGCAAACGCUUGACCAUCCCUUUUGCGAGCCAAAAAAUAAAAACGUAGAAGAAAAUGCCGAAGAGUUACAGGAAUUACUCCAAAACGGCUAGGAACCCAAAGCGUCCCUUUGAAAAGGAACGUUUAGACCAGGAGUUGAAGCUAAUCGGUGAAUACGGACUUAAGAACAAGAGGGAAAUAUGGAGAGUGCAAUACCUUCUAGCAAAAAUCCGAUCAGCUGCCAGGUAUCUGUUAACCCUAGACGAAAAAAGCUCCAAGAGAAUAUUCCAAGGAGAGGCCCUACUAAGAAGAAUGGUGCGUCAAGGAUUACUGGGAGAAAAUGAAGAAAAGUUAGAUUACGUGUUAGGGUUGACUUUACCUAAAUUGUUGGAGAGAAGAUUGCAGACAAAGGUUUUUAAAUUAGGGUUAGCCAAGUCAGUGCAUCAUGCUAGAGUACUAAUACGACAGAGACAUAUCCGAGUGGGAAAACAAAUGGUGGAUAUUCCUUCCUUCUUAGUUCGUGUGGAUUCUGAGAAGCACAUUGACUUCGCCACAACGUCUCCCUUUGGAGGUUCCAGACCAGGAAGGGUCAAGAGAAAGACUUUGAAAAACCAAAAGGAGAAGAAUGAGGAGGAAAAUAACUGAUCGUAAUGAGGGUCACCGUGUGCCCUACCAGAGAU